This is a messenger RNA of Symbiodinium sp. CCMP2456, 7866 nucleotides long. Lineage: Eukaryota; Dinophyceae; Suessiales; Symbiodiniaceae. The record is from the annotation of a GenBank genome assembly.
AUGAGAAAUCGGCUUUGGCUCCUUGCUGCCGUUGUCUCCAGCAUUAUUCAGGUGGCGAGUUCUGAGCUCCUGGCCCUGUCAGCGAGCUCCUCUUCACCAGGCCAAUUGGAUGUCUUAUUCGGUUCGGCGGCCGUCACUGCCGGAGCGGCAGGAGCAUCGCAGACAAGUUGCGGCGUCCUCAAUGCUUGGAUAGUCACGGUGACGGAGCUGGGCGGAACUUCCACCGAAGUUGAUGUCGGGGCAAAUUGCAAUCUUCCAACACCUUCUCUCACAGGUCACACCUGCCAACUUGGUCUGCAAAGCAACACGGACUACACAGUGGAGGUGAUGGAGGAGUGCAACGAGACAGAGGCCAGAAACAGUUCCAGCUCUUCGGUUCGCACUCUGCCGCAGCCAGCAUCGGCCCCGAAUUUGGUGAUCGCGGAUGUCAGUAGGACAUCGCUGUCCAUCGAAUGGUCCUCCGGCGGGGACGGAGACUGCAUCUUCCAGAGCUGGGAGGCAGAGUGGCGUCCAUUCGGGGGAAGCUGGAUGCUGGCAGAGAACGAGACGGGCACGUCGGAGCUCCUGACGGGCUUGCAGGAAAACACAGCGUACGAGUUCAGAGUGCGGCAGUUGUGCAGUGACAGCAGCUUGAACUCUGCCUAUGCAGACUUUCCAGAGUCCCUCCUCACACUUCCUGGCAUCUUCAGCGUCUUCGUGGGAACCAGCACGGACACGCGAGUCAUUCAGCUGAGUUACGGCCCGUCGCGCUGCCGUGUGCUGAAGCAGUGUUGUGGAGAUCAGUUCACCGUCUGCCACAGCGGAGAAGCCAGAAAGACGGUGACCUUGAGCCGCAUGGAUGUGAUGGGUGGCUGGGGUCAGCCUCUCUGGCUGCAGUGCACUGCCCAGUCUGUGGCGGACUACACGACCUUUACGGAGGUUCAGGCCCCCGCUCCGUUGUGGCUGCAGCUACACGAAGCAACGGCAACGACAAUGAAGGCAAAGUACCGCUUGGGCUACAUCAUCGAUGAGACGGCUACCUGUGACUGCGCGACCUUGUCUUUGGAGCUCCGGGCCGAUGAUUCGGAUCAAACCACCGAGGACAGCUCCUUCAGUUACCGUCAAGACCAGGUGGCCAAACUCGGAGAUCGGGCCAGGCCCGAGACGACGGAGGAAGAUCGGCGAAGAUUUCAGGCCAGCCCGUUCAUGCAAAGAAUGCGGGAGAUUGAUGAGAAAGCCUGGCAGCAGUUCAGUGAGAGGGACAAGAAGCGGUCCCAGACAGAUCCAAGUUUCAGCCCCAAAGACACAGAUUUCGAAGCUCCCAAGUCUUUCAAGUAUGACAAGUCGGUGAACUACUACAAGACACUCGGUGUCGAGGAGUACGCCACCAACGAUGAGAUUAAGAAAGCUUACCGGAAGCUGUCGCUCAACUACCAUCCCGAUAAGCAGACCAACAAGACUCAGGAGGAGAAGGACGAAGCAGCAGCAAUCUUCAUGGAGAUCAAGAAUGCCUACAAGCUCCUGGCCGAUGACCCCACCCGGCGGCAGUAUGAUUUCGAGCGUGAUCGCGACAACGUGAGUGCACAGAGCCAUGGGAAGAAGCCUCAGGAGAAGAAUGGCUUUGACGCUGGGGAGGCACUGCAAAGGAUGAUGCAAAGAGCUAAGGAGAACAAGAAGCUUCCAAGCGAGAUCAUCACUGUGCCGGUGCACUGCAGGAUAGAGAAGUUCGUUUUCGGUGGCCAAAAGACCUUGAAACGCACAAGGCUCGUGAAGGACAAGAGCUACGGUGGUUUCAAUGAGGAAGUGAAGACUUUUCGGAUCGACCUCCCUGCUGGAGUGGAGCAGCCCUGGAGUGUGGACUUCCGGAGACAGGGCGAUCAGCAUGAGGGACGAGAGGCGGACACGAUCCGUUUCCUGUUCUCGGCGAAGCCGCACCUGUGGUUGGAUCGAGAUGGCCAGGAUAUCAAACUGAGGGAAGCGAUCCAGCUGGGCUCGUCCAUGCGAUCCGAGGCUUACUUGUCUGCUUCCAUCGCACCCUUUUCCGGCCGCCAGGUCUUCAUCUGGGGUCGAAAUCCAUUCCAUGGAUCCACUGCGGUGGCCGAGGAAGGGCAGUUGGCGGUGCAGCUGCAGGGCCUUGGCUUGGGCCCACAAGGAGCCUUGGCCUUGCUGUUGAAGCUGGGAAUGGGAGGUCGGCCCGAGAGUCAUCGCUUGCACGUGCCGCCGGGACCCCCGGCCGGGCGCCGGCAGUUCCUGGAGCGCUUCGGCCUCGCUCCCAAAGCCGGCUUCAGCGAGCCGCAACCGGAGCCAGGUGCCGGGAGCAUGCUGCGGACCCUCCUGGAGCGACGCCAGGUCAGGAGAGAGAUGCACGACAGGCUCACCGCGGACGUCGAGUUGAGGCCCAUCGGACAAGCGAUUCGGCUCUUCACCAAGCCACCGAGUACUCUUACUUUUCUGGCCAGCACAGCUCCAAAGUACGAGCUUUUUGCAGUCAGCCUCGACUGUCCAGCGUGCGGCAAGAAGAAGGCUUCUGCGGAUUGGGACCGGCUGAAGGCCCGCUUGACAACAGUGCUGCAAGAGACGGCCUUUAUCCUUCUCGCACAGGCGCGCAGCGUGCGACCUCGGUGUCUCCUGGCUAAGCCGAUCUUUGAUGAUAGGAUCACGCUCUCAAGGCCUGAUCGCCCCAUGCCCUGGAAGAAUAUGGGCGAUCAGGCGUUCAAGCAGGGAAGCUACUGGAUUGCGUGUGGUGUCUACGCGAAGCGACUUGAGGAGUUGCGGAUUGCGGUUCAUCUGCAGACGGAUGAUGCAGAGGAGGAGGCGUGUGAGGAGGAGGAGGAGGAGGUGAUCGAUGUGAGCGGACAGCGCGGCCCGGACUUGGUGCCAGAAGCCGCGAAGGUUCUCUCUAACAGGGCGGCUUGCCUCAUCAAGGUGCAGGACUACCUGGCGGCCGUGGCCCAUGCGAGGAAGGCUGCUGCCUUGGCUCCGCGCUGGGCUCGGGCUUGGAGUCGCUUGGGCCAGGCGGCAUGGGAGCUGGGGGACAAGUUCCGUGCCGAGGCCGCACAAGCGUACGCCAAGUCCGUGGAGAUGGACCCGCUGCCCUCCACGGUCCAAGCGCUGCAGAGCAGUGUCUCCCAGUUGCAGGGCCCGAAUCCGGAUGCGUCACAUGCUGCCAAGGAGAAGGGGAACGAGGCCAUCCGCUCAGGUCAGAUUGGUCUGGGCAUCGCUCUCUACACGCAAGGCAUCGCUCAGCUCCCGGCGGCAACGUCAGAGGACCGGUCCAACUCCGACGCGAAGCCCGACGAGCACGCGCUGCUACGGGGAGUGCUCUUCACGAACCGCUCGGCGGCCUUCUCUCGUGUGCGAAGCUGGGAUGCCGCAGUGAAGGAUGCGAAGGAGGCAGUGGCAGCACAGCCAGGCUUGUCCAGUGCUCACUCCCAGCUUGGAGUUGCAUUGCUCGGAAGUGGCUUCCAUCAGGAGGCCUACGUCCAAUUCGCCAGGGGGUUCCAGUUGGAUUCAGAGCACAAGCCUUCCAUCAAAGGUCGCAACACCUGCCUCAAGGAGAUGGUGGCCUGGAAGUCGGCAUCUGCCACAUUGCGAUACCAGAAUCGUUUCUGGCUGGAUCUUCGUCGACCCAAGGGAUCCACGAGGAUUUUCGCAAUCUCCGACCUGCACUUUGAUCAGAAAUGCAACGAGGAUUGGGCCCAUGCGAUUGAUGACAUAGCCUUCCUGGACGAUGUCCUCAUUGUUGCUGGCAACGUGGCUGACACGAAGGUCGGGAUGGCACGGGCGCUCACCACGCUCAAGUCCAAGUUCAGGAGAGUCUUCUAUACAGUUGGUAACCACGAGAUGCAAAUCGCGACCUCGGAGUUUGCACGUUAUCCUGACUCCAUCGCGAAGCUUUCUGACAUUUUCAGUACCUGCGACGAGUUGGGAAUUGAUGUUUUCCCAGCCCCGGUGUGCGAAGGGGUUCUAGUAGUACCGCUCCUCUCCUGGUGCAGUGCCGAAUUCGACCACGAGGAUCCGUUUCCGGAUCCAAACUCCAACUUCAAUCGUCGCUGCUCGUGGCCCAUGGAUCCAGACUUGCAGGUCUGGAAGUAUAUGAUGAAGUUGAACGAAUCCUUCCUUAGCUUCCAAGGCUAUGAGACCGUGAUAACGUUCUCCCACUUCCUCCCGCGACAGGGCCUGCCUUUUGACAAGACCAGGAAAAACGCGGUGAAGGCUGUAGGGUGUGACAUGAUCGAUGAGCAAGCGAGGGCACUCAAGAGCAAGCUGCACGUCUACGGUCAUGGACGCGUGCGAUAUGCUCAGAUGCACUCGGGCGUGCGGUACGUCAGUCCACCUAUCGGUUUCGAAGCGGAUUGGCCGAAGGACCACCCUCCGCGCCUCAUGCUGGUACAUACCGGCAAGAGCCUCUGCAUGCAAGAGUGGGGAGCAGAUGAUGAGCCUCCCUUGGGAUAUGUGAAGCGGCUUCUGAAUUUGAGUUUUUACACCAUGCCCGGUUUGCGUGAGAGCGAGCUUCGGAAGCUCCAAAACACCGUGCAGCGGCACAAUUCCUUCCCUGGGAUUGCAUGCUCUUUCGACCGUCUUGGCAGCAAGAACCAGGACAAAGAAGCACUGUCAAAAGAUGCGUUCCCAGACUUUGCACAGUUGAGCAAGGAUGCUACGCACGUCAUGAUCACGGUUGCAGACUGUCUGGACAACCUGAAGGACCUCUGGAAGAGUGACAUUUUUGCGAAGGACUGGCCGGCAGCAAUUGCGCCCCAUGCACGCAACACGGUGUCUUUCACCACACCACUCGGCUUGGACCUCGUCCAUGCAAAGAAGCGAGACCCGAUGCUAAUCGUAUACGGCUUACGGUUGAGCGAAGCGGUCAGGGAAGAUGGUGACGAUUAUGGCAAAAUGCAGAAGGCGGUCGAAGCCAUCAACAAGCUUCCUGGCAUUGAUGGCAAGAUUGCAGUGUCUCUCCACCCUACGGGCUUCGCCCGGUUCUCGCACAGUGAGCUGUUGGAAGAGUUGGGUGAGAAGAAUGACAAGAGCUGUGGGCUCACUCAUGUCUUCACGGUUUUGGUGGAUGAGCCCGCCAGCUAUAAAAUGCUUGCUCAGAGUAAGACUUUCGGAAAGUGGAAGUCUUCCUACGAGCCUUCCCUGGUCGGUCGCGGUCCGAAUGUCAUGGCCUUCGCCCUGCCCCUGGAUAUCGCAGCAACGGCAUCUGCUCCCAAACCUCCCAAAGGGACGAAGGGAAGCAAUGGCACCCGUGAUUGUUUCCUUAUCGAUGCCCUGCCAGACAAGAAGUAUUGGGGGCGAAUGAAAAUGUCGUGUGAGAAUUCUUCGGUGGACAGCGAGUACACUUACACGGAGGACUACAUCAUCACACCUCCAGCCUGCAUAUGGUCGACGCACACUGGACAGUGGGGUCAGCCGGACCAGUUCGAAUGCGUUGACGGCACCUACUGCAGUGAGACGGAUCCUAGCUGCUGUGUUCCGCAUGGUGGACGCAUCAGGUGUCCAGCGAGCACGCCUUUCAUGUGCCACAACCCGUGGGACUGUGCCGACUCCCAGGAACGCUGUUGCAAAGCGACGGAGGAGGAAUGCAAUGAUCACGGCGGCUUACGGACGUGUGAGGUGCCUGCCAAGACGCCGCUGCUGACCCAAGUGGAGUCCUUGGGGCCUGCAUCACUGACCAUAUCCUGGGAGCCGCAAGAGUACCUGAUCGGCUACUCCAGCUGCCAGUUCCUGGAGUGGCGAGUUGCAAUUUCGCAGGUUCACAUCUACGGCGAGGGACAAUGGAUCUGGAUGCGGGAAUGUGACACGCGAGAUUACAACAAGAGGAGCUGCACGAUCGAGAACCUCCGCAGCUUAACGGACUACAACGUCCGGGUGUGGGCGCAGUGUACGGUGGUGGAAUUGAGCUCAUAUCCCAACAGAACGACGGUUGCUGUUGGGACGCGGCCCAUCCCCGCCGUUCCGCCGUCGGCGCUCUUCUGCACAGGCCUGGAGCCACUCCGCUUCUAUGCGGAUUGGUGGGCAAGUGACCCAGAGGACUGCGAGUUUGUGGCCUGGGAGCUGGAGGCGCAGCUCUUGCCAAGGACGGCAGGAUUCACGGAGGAUGGCCUUUUUGAGGGAGCAGCUCCUGGUGGCGAGUAUGAAACGAAGUGUGUGCUGUACGACCGAGACUUGCGGGAGUGCUGGGUGACAGAUCUGCUUGCGGAUCGGGAUUACAAGAUUCGAGUUAGAGAAACCUGCACCAAUCCCCUGGCCAACAGCGAGUUCUUCAUAAGGUACCAAGAGUGCGCCACGCUGACCAUGCCAGCCUUCAAUCCAGAGAACUUGACCCAUUACAACGAAGACCUCUACACCUUCGAGGUCAGCUGGGAUCCUGGUGAUCCCAAGGCAUGCAUCUUCCAAUAUUGGGAAGUCCAGGUGAAGGUGAACGACACGGACUGGCCUGCAGGUGAUGAUCCACCGGUUUUUGGAUGCCGUGUCCUUCAGCGGAGUACAACGAAGUGCAUGGUUCAUGUCGGCCUGAACAGUGGCAAAGCCUUCCAAGUGCGGAUGCGUGAGGCGUGCACAGUGCGGCGACUCUACACGGACUGGGUCUAUUACGAUGAGGUGGUUGAAACAAGACUGCCGGUGCCUGCCUCAAUGCCGGAGAACCUGACGGCCAACUCCACAUCACCAAACCACGACAUCUCCUUUGCGUCGCUGGAUGUGGCGUGGGAUGCACACCCUCCGGGCGAAUGCAUUUUCACAGGCUGGAAGGUGGAGACUCGAAUACAUGAUCGAAAUCGCGAUUGGGAGGAGUCCUCCGAAUGCAGGGCCAACCCUCGUGAGCCCUUCGAGUGCCAAAUCACACAAGGAUUGCUGAGCAACGUGUACUACGACAUGCGGAUAACGGAGACUUGUGUUGAUCCAAAUGCACUCGGAGACACGCUGACAGUUCUCGACAUUGCACGGACCCGUCCUGUUCCAGCGGUGGCCCCCUUCAUCGUGUCCGUCUAUGCAACAAGUGCGCGAUCGCUUGGAGUGAGGAUCUCACAGCGGGCAGCUGGCCAGUGUGUGUUCGAGGCCUACAAGAUGGAGUGGAAGAUGCAGGGGUGGGACUAUUGGCUGCCAUAUGAUGAUUGCACACCUCGCAGCACGACGACUUGCUCCGUUUCUGGCUUCCCUGCUAGCCAGAGUUACUACACGGUGCGGAUGAAGGAGAGCUGCACCGACCCGAUGGCAGACAGUCCUUGGGUCGAGUGGCCCGACUUCGUCUUGACGUGGCCAGAGCCCGCGCAGAUCCCGAGCAAUUUCACGGCCGUGGAGCUUACUGCGUACAACAUGACUUUCACCUUCGAGCCGGGUCUUGGCUUGGACUGCACGUGGUCUUCUUGGGAGGUGCAAAUUCUACAAGGAGAUGCCGGCCCGUCAGAUCCGAAAUCCACAGCCCAGCCUCGUGCAGCCAUGUCGAUCGUUCCCAGCUCGGCGGUGACGCUGGCUGGUGCCGAGCAGGCGGUGCGUGCCGGAAUAGCUGCAGCAGAAAAGUCAGGUUGGAAAGUCGCUGUCGCAAUCUGCGAUGCUGGUGGAAACCUGAUUGCGCUGCAUCGCAUGGAUGGCUGCAUGCCGAUUGGUGCCGAGAUCGCCACGGAAAAAGCUCGAUCCGCGAUCCUCUUUGCCCGGGAGACGAAGCUGUUGGAAGGGGCUGUGAACGGAGAGAAGUCCAAUGGCGGAGAGCGUGCGGCGCUCCUCACGUCCGGCCGUGUCCUCAUGGAAGGUGGAGUGCCCAUCAUAGACCCGAGCCAUGGUCGGAUCAUUGGAGCUUGCGGUGUUUCGGGAGUGAAGCCCAACGAGGAUGCAGCUGUUGCCAAAGCCGCAGUUGAGUGCUUGGUCCCAGCAUCCAAGCUCUAA